AUGAUGGAUAUCACUUCAAACGAGCCUCUUAGAAGGAAAGGGACUUCUUUUGACGGCGAGUCAACGUUUUCUUCAGCUUGUGCUGAAAAUGUUCAGUCCCCUGGUUUGAGUUGUGAUUUAAGCGCUGGUGAGAAGAGAAAGAGGAGUGAAUAUGGUGAAACUUACAAUACUAGAAAUGGUGGUGUCGUACAUGAUAAUGGCGCUGCAGAAAGGAGAGACGAGUCGGUACAACCAAAGAUUUCUGAAUCUUCUGGUGUGAAGUUAGACGGCUUUAAUAUGCCAAACACAAAAAGGUUCAACGACUUUGACAAGCUGAGGGAAGAAGUAAACUUUUCUGUUGGCCAGACGUGGGCUUUGUACGAUACAACAGAUGGGAUGCCUAGACUGUAUGCUCAGAUCAGAAAAGUUUCAGCUCCUUUGUUCGGACUUAGGAUCACAUACUUAGAGCCAGAUCCAGAUGAUGAGAAAGAGGUCCUAUGGUUUGAAGAAGACUUGCCCGUUUCCGUCGGUAAGUUCAGGCUUGGGAAAAAUCAGAACACAACAGAUCGUUCAGUAUUCUCUCAUUGUAUCCAAUGCAAUGAAGGAAGCAGCACUGGUCAUUUCACUGUCUCCCCAAGAAAAGGCGAGACUUGGGCUCUGUUCAAGAACUGGGACAUUAACUAG
Messenger RNA from Microthlaspi erraticum, 663 nucleotides. The record is from the annotation of a GenBank genome assembly. Lineage: Eukaryota; Viridiplantae; Streptophyta; Magnoliopsida; Brassicales; Brassicaceae.